GGCAGCGGAGAUGUCAAAAGCUCUGGAUGUCCGUGUGGAUGCCAGCGGUCUACAGUUGGCCGAUGAAAGCCAGGAGUUUUGGGAUGAGUAUGACAGUUACGUUCUUGCCAAGACCUACUUUGAUGUGAAAGAGUUUGAUAGAGCUGUGUAUGUUCUCAGAGAAUGCAAGAGCCCAAAGCCGUACUUCCUGCGCAUGUACUCCCUCUACAUGUCUGACCAGAAACGCAAGGCUGACAACAUGCCAGACUCCAGUGGUCACGUUGAACCGCAUGAGGAUGAAAUUCUGAAAAUUCUUCAGACGGAACUUUCAGAGAAACACAGCAGGAAGGAACUGGAUGGCUUCGGUUUGUACCUGUACGGGGUGGUGUUGGCCAAGCUGGAGCUACUGUCUUUGGCAACUGAAAUGUUUGUGGAGUCAGUCAACAAGGAGCCCUUGAACUGGGCUGCCUGGAUGGAGCUGGCACGGAACACCACAGACAAGGAGAUGCUGAUGUCCUACCAGCUGCCCAGUCACUGGAUCCGAUCUUUGUUUAUGGCCAAGGUUUACAUGGAGCUUCAGCUGCACGAGGAGGCCCUCAACAUCUACAGAAUCUUCAUGGAACGAGGCUUUGCCCAGAGUCCUUACAUCGUGGCACAGGUUGCAGUAACUUAUCAUGACAUGCGAGAUGUGGACCAGGCUGUGACGACCUUCAAGACGCUGGAAGUCAUGGACCCUUACCGAAUUGAAAACAUGGACAUCUACUCCAACUUGCUCUACGUCAAGGAGAAGAAGAGUGAGCUGGCUCACCUGGCCCACAAGUGUUGUACUGUCAACAAGUAUUGUGUGGAGACAUGCUGCGUCAUUGGCAACUACUAUUCCUUGAGAUCCCAGCACGAGAAGUCCAUUGUGUACUUCCAGCGAGCCCUAAAGCUGAAUGCCAACUACAUCUCUGCCUGGACAUUAAUGGGUCAUGAGUACAUGGAGCUGAAGAACACCUCAGCUGCCAUCCAGGCUUACAGGCGGGCUAUAGAGGUGGACCAGCGGGAUUACCGGGCUUGGUACGGGCUUGGACAGACCUAUGAGAUCCUCAAGAUGCCAUCAUAUGCUCUCUACUACUACAGGAAAGCACAGACAUUGAAGCCCAAUGACUCCAGGAUGGUGAUAGCCCUGGGUGAGUGCUACCAGAAGGUGGACAAGCCACAGGAAGCCAAGAAAUGUUUCUGGAAGGCUCACAGCCUAGGUGACACCGACGAGAUAGCACUCUACAAACUGGCCAGCCUGUAUUCCUCACUUGGAGAGAAGGACAAGGCUUGUCAGGCUUAUACUGAGUACAUCAGCCAGGCAGACCGCAUGUUGAUCCACAAUCAUGAAGAUCUGAGUCGGGCAUACUUGUACCUGGCCACCUAUCACAUGGAGCAUAAACACUGGGACACAGCCUACCUGGCCGCUCAAAAGUGCACAGAGUUCACCGAGACGCGAGAGGAAGCCAAGGCUUUGCUGAGAACUAUUCAGACACGUCGAGGACAAGACAUGGCCGGUUCCACGUCAGAGAUGAACAUUGAUGACAGCAUGGACAGUAUAGCCCAAACUGACCAAUUUAAUCUGGGCCUGGCACGGACAUUUGACAGGGUGACACCUGUCAAUUUAAAGUUUACACCCUAA
Molecule: messenger RNA, 1642 nt
Organism: Candidula unifasciata
Lineage: Eukaryota; Metazoa; Mollusca; Gastropoda; Stylommatophora; Geomitridae
Source: the annotation of a GenBank genome assembly